AUGAACUCUGCAAAGCCUACUCUUGGCUUCGCCGGACUUGGCAAGAUGGGCCACGCCAUGGCCACCAACCUCGCCAAGGCCGGCUACCCCUUGAAGGUUUACAACCGCACCUUCAGCAAGGCGCAGUCCCUCGAGUCCCUUGGUGCCACGGCAGUCCGCACGCCGGCCGAACUCGGUGAUGUGGACAUCGUAUUCACCAUGACGAACGACGCGCACGCGCUGCAGGAGAUACUAUUCGAUGGGGGUCUGCUGGAGGCGAUGAGCAAAGCGGCAGCGGCGGCGCCGAAUCGAUCGGUGCGGCCCCUGCACGUGAGCUGCGCGACGCUGCCGGUGGACUUCGUGCAGGAGAUCGUGCAGAAGCACACGGACAGCGGGGUGGACUACGCGGCGAUGCCCGUGAUUGGCCGCCCCGACGCCGCUGCAGCCGGCAAGCUGCACCUCCUCUUCGCCGGCAGCCCGGACGUACGCACCCGCCUGGAGCCGGUUGUGGUGCCGGCUGUGGGGCAGACUUUCCGCGACUACGGCGCCGAGCCGCAUCGGGCAAACGUGAUGAAGAUCUCCUUCAACAUGAUGUUGAUGGUGGCGAUCGAAUCGAUUUCGGAAGGGUCCGCGCUGGUGCAGCGCUACGGCAUGACGUCGCAUGAGUUUACCUCCCUCCUGUCGGAGACGUUGUUUGACUGCACGGCCUAUCGCGGCUACGGCAGCAUUAUUUCCAACCGUGCGUUUCUGCCGGCGGGUGCCUCGUUGACCGGCGUGGGGUUGAAGGACACGAUGCUCGCGUUGAGGACGGGGGAGCAGGCCCGGGUGCCGCUGCCCUACGCCUCCGUGGCCCGCGAUCACCUGCUAGAUGCAAUAGCAAACGGCAUGGGCGAAUGGGAUUGGUCCGCCGUGGCGGUGGUGGCGGAGCAGCACGCCGGGCUGACACCGACACCCGCACCGAUACCCGGGCAGAAGCGCGAGUGA
Leptomonas pyrrhocoris is the source of this 963-nucleotide messenger RNA. RefSeq names its product putative mitochondrial 2-hydroxy-3-oxopropionate reductase. The record is from RefSeq and is a predicted model, not a curated record. The transcript has a single exon. NCBI's taxonomy places the organism in Eukaryota, Euglenozoa, Kinetoplastea, Trypanosomatida, Trypanosomatidae. The coding region runs from base 1 to 963 and encodes 320 amino acids. Gene Ontology annotation, molecular function: NAD binding; NADP binding; oxidoreductase activity, acting on the CH-OH group of donors, NAD or NADP as acceptor.